Lottia gigantea (owl limpet) is the source of this 450-nucleotide messenger RNA. RefSeq lists its product as hypothetical. The transcript has a single exon. The record is from RefSeq and is a predicted model, not a curated record. NCBI's taxonomy places the organism in Eukaryota, Metazoa, Mollusca, Gastropoda, Lottiidae. The annotation marks the transcript as partial.
CUGAUAUAUGUACUUGGAUCACUGAUAUAUGUACUUGGAUCACUGAUAUAUGUACUGAGAUCACUGAUAUAUGUACUUGGAUCACUGAUAUAUGUACUUGGAUCACUGAUAUCUGUACUGAGAUCACUGAUAUAUGUACUUGGAUCACUGAUAUAUGUACUGAGAUCACUGAUAUAUGUACUUGGAUCACUGAUAUAUGUACUUGGAUCACUGAUAUAUGUACUGAGAUCACUGAUAUAUGUACUUGGAUCACUGAUAUAUGUACUUGGAUCACUGAUAUAUGUACUUGGAUCACUGAUAUAUGUACUUGGAUCACUGAUAUAUGUACUGAGAUCACUGAUAUAUGUACUUGGAUCACUGAUAUAUGUACUUGGAUCACUGACAUAUGUACUGAGAUCACUGAUAUAUGUACUUGGAUCACUGAUAUAUGUACUGAGAUCACUGAUAUAA